CCCAUGGCGAAUUGUGGAUGAUUGCGGUGGAGCCUUCACUAUGGGUGUCAUCGGUGGUGGAGUCUUCCAGGCCAUCAAGGGCUUCCGCAACGCCCCUGACGGAAUUCGGCACCGAUUGAGAGGUAGUGCCAAUGCUGUGAGGAUCCGAGCCCCUCAGAUUGGAGGUAGCUUCGCAGUGUGGGGGGGCCUGUUCUCCACCAUCGACUGUGGCCUGGUGCGUGUGCGGGGCAAGGAGGAUCCCUGGAAUUCCAUCACCAGUGGAGCGUUGACUGGGGCUGUGCUGGCUGCCCGCAGUGGCCCAUUGGCCAUGAUGGGCUCAGCCAUGAUGGGGGGCAUCCUGUUGGCCCUCAUCGAGGGUGUUGGCAUCCUCCUCACUCGCUACACUGCCCAGCAGUUCCGCAACGCACCCCCGUUCCUGGAGGAUCCCAACCAGCUGCCCUCUAAGGAAGGGACCCCGGCCUCGGGCUAUCCCAGCUACCACUGAGGAAGUGACCGCCUGUCACCACCAUCGUGGGAGUUCCUCUUUGGUUCCCUCCCCGAUGAUCUACCUCGAAGGGAGGGCUGGCUCCCAGUUGGCCCUGGGACUCUCCAGAGAGGGCCUCUACUCU
This is a messenger RNA of Myotis brandtii (Brandt's bat), 608 nucleotides long. RefSeq names its product translocase of inner mitochondrial membrane 17 homolog B (yeast) (gene TIMM17B). NCBI's taxonomy places the organism in Eukaryota, Metazoa, Chordata, Mammalia, Chiroptera, Vespertilionidae. The transcript has 5 exons. Gene Ontology annotation, cellular component: TIM23 mitochondrial import inner membrane translocase complex; mitochondrial inner membrane. The record is from RefSeq and is a predicted model, not a curated record. Gene Ontology annotation, biological process: protein import into mitochondrial matrix. Gene Ontology annotation, molecular function: transmembrane protein transporter activity. Bases 41 to 484 code for a protein of 147 amino acids.